GGCUGAGCUGAGCGGGCAGGGGCUGUGAGGAAUUAGUGCGCGGCAUUGCGGGCGUGAAAGGAGAGGACUCGGCUCCCAGUGAGUGUCCAGCAUGCCAGCGGAGCGGCCCGCGAGCAGCAGUGGGUCCCCAGCUCCAGAAAUGGGAGGACAGCCAGAGGCAGCUGUGAUUACCCGGGCCAUGCUGGAGGAGGAGGAGCAGCUGGAGGCUGCUGGACUGGAGAGAGAGAGGAAGAUGCUGGAGAAGGCUCGAAUGUCAUGGGACAGAGAAUCCACUGAAAUUCGGUACCGUAGACUCCAGCAUUUGCUUGAAAAAAGCAAUAUCUACUCCAAAUUUUUAUUGACAAAAAUGGAACAGCAGCAGUUAGAGGAACAGAAGAAGAAAGAGAAAUUGGAGAGAAAAAAGGAAUCUUUAAAAGCUACAAAGGGUAAAAAUUCAGUUGUUGGAAGUGAAGAGAAUCCAGUUAUGAAAAAGAAAAGAGGAAGAGAAGAUGAAACAUACAGUAUUUCGGAGGUCAUGUCAAAAGAGGAAAUUUUGUCUGUGGCUAAAAAAAAUAAAAAGGAGAAUGAGGAUGACAGCUCCUCCUCUACUAAUCUCUGUGUGGAAGAUCUUCAGAAAAAUAAAGAUUCAAAUAGCAUAAUUAAAGACAGAUUGUCUCAAACUGUUAGGCAGAAUGCUAAAUUCUUUUUUGACCCAGUUCGAAAAUGUAAUGGACAGCCAGUUCCCUUUCAACAACCAAAGCAUUUCACAGGAGGAGUGAUGCGGUGGUACCAAGUAGAAGGCAUGGAAUGGCUUAGGAUGCUUUGGGAAAAUGGAAUUAAUGGCAUUUUAGCAGAUGAAAUGGGAUUGGGGAAGACUGUGCAGUGCAUUGCUACUAUUGCCUUAAUGAUUCAGAGAGGAGUACCUGGACCUUUUCUUGUCUGUGGCCCUUUGUCUACACUUCCUAACUGGAUGGCUGAAUUCAAAAGAUUUACACCAGAAAUUCCUACUAUGUUAUAUCAUGGAACCCAGCAGGAACGUCGAAAAUUGGUAAGGAAUAUUCACAAAAGAAAAGGGACACUGCAGAUUCAUCCUGUGGUAAUCACAUCAUUUGAAAUAGCCAUGAGAGACCGAAAUGCAUUACAGCAUUGCUAUUGGAAAUACUUAAUAGUAGAUGAAGGCCACAGGAUUAAGAAUAUGAAGUGCCGUCUAAUCAGGGAGUUAAAACGGUUCAAUGCUGAUAACAAACUUCUUUUGACUGGUACUCCCUUGCAAAACAAUUUAUCAGAACUUUGGUCAUUGCUAAACUUUUUGUUGCCAGAUGUAUUUGAUGACUUGAAAAGCUUUGAGUCUUGGUUUGACAUCACUAGUCUCUCUGAAACUGCUGAAGAUAUUAUAGCUAAAGAAAGAGAACAGAAUGUGUUGCAUAUGCUGCACCAGAUUCUAACUCCUUUUUUGUUGAGAAGACUGAAAUCUGAUGUUGCUCUUGAAGUUCCUCCUAAACGAGAAGUAGUUGUUUAUGCACCACUUUCAGAGAAACAAGAGAUCUUUUAUACAGCCAUUGUUAAUCGUACAAUUGCAAAAAUGUUUGGAUCUACUGAGAAAGAAACAGUUGAGAUAAGUGCUACUGGAAGACCAAAACGGCGAACUAGAAAAUCAAUAAAUUACAGCAAAAUAGAUGAUUUUCCUAAUGAAUUGGAAAAAUUAAUCAGUGAAAUACAGCCAGAGGUGGACAGAGAAAGAACUGUUGUGGAAGUGAAUAUCCCUAUAGAAUCUGAAGUUGAUCUGAAGAUGCAGAAUAUAAUGAUGCUACUUCGUAAAUGCUGUAAUCAUCCAUAUCUAAUUGAGUACCCUAUAGAUCCUGUUACACAAGAGUUUAAGAUCGAUGAAGAAUUAGUGACAAAUUCUGGGAAGUUCUUACUUUUGGAUAGAAUGCUGCCAGAACUUAAAAAAAGAGGUCAUAAGGUGCUGCUUUUUUCACAAAUGACAAGAAUGUUGGACAUUUUGAUGGAUUACUGUCAUCUUAGAAAUUUCAACUUCAGUAGACUUGAUGGGUCCAUGUCUUACUCAGAGAGGGAAAAAAAUAUGCACAACUUCAACACAGAUCCAGAUGUAUUUAUUUUCUUAGUGAGUACACGAGCUGGUGGCCUGGGCAUUAAUUUGACUGCAGCAGAUACAGUUAUCAUUUAUGACAGUGAUUGGAAUCCCCAGUCUGAUCUUCAGGCCCAGGAUAGAUGUCAUAGAAUUGGUCAGACAAAGCCAGUUGUUGUAUAUCGCCUUGUUACAGCAAAUACUAUUGAUCAGAAAAUUGUGGAAAGAGCAGCUGCUAAAAGAAAACUGGAAAAGUUGAUCAUCCACAAAAAUCAUUUCAAAGGUGGUCAGUCUGGAUUAAAUCAGUCUAAGAGCUUCUUAGAUCCUAAGGAAUUAAUGGAAUUAUUAAAAUCUAGAGAUUAUGAAAGGUAA
Molecule: messenger RNA, 2440 nt
Organism: Castor canadensis (American beaver)
Lineage: Eukaryota; Metazoa; Chordata; Mammalia; Rodentia; Castoridae
Source: RefSeq, a predicted model, not a curated record